GUGGCAAUCUCCUGGAGGUGGCUGCGAAAAAAUGGCUGUUGCAUUAACCAGGAUGACGAGAUUGGUAAACCGCCGACGCGGUUUUCAGAUUCAAGUCAAGGACUCUCUUCAAAGUCAGUGGGCGUGCGUGGAUUGAAGCCAGUGAGUUCGGCCACACGUGUUCACUUGCCAUUGCCCGAGACUCCUCGAGGUGACUCCAAAAAGAAUGCUUCGGGUCGACCUUUGAACCGGAAGUCCAAAUCCGCAGGUAAUCUGAGUCAAAUGAGUGGAGGAGAAAGUGUUCAGAGUGGCCGCCUUUACAGACCGACUCCAACGACAAAUUUUCAGUCGGAUUCGUGA
Messenger RNA from Durusdinium trenchii, 339 nucleotides. The record is from the annotation of a GenBank genome assembly. NCBI's taxonomy places the organism in Eukaryota, Dinophyceae, Suessiales, Symbiodiniaceae.